Molecule: messenger RNA, 918 nt
Organism: Rhinocladiella mackenziei CBS 650.93
Lineage: Eukaryota; Fungi; Ascomycota; Eurotiomycetes; Chaetothyriales; Herpotrichiellaceae
Exons: 2
Coding region: 1-918 (305 amino acids)
Biological process (GO): regulation of DNA-templated transcription; proteasome-mediated ubiquitin-dependent protein catabolic process
Molecular function (GO): ubiquitin protein ligase activity; metal ion binding
Source: RefSeq, a predicted model, not a curated record
AUGAAGCGGAAAAGGCCAACUCCAAAGACACCGGAUGCGGCUCAAACCCAAAUGCGUGACAGAUCUGGAUCUUGUCCAGAUGAGCAUGAAGACAUCCACGAAGAUGACCUCUGCGCCAUCUGUCAACUUCUCCUCUAUCGACCUGUCCGCACUCGAUGCAAUCACAUUCUCUGUGAAUCUUGCAUGGCCCACUGGGCCGAUGUGUCUAUCACUACUCAAAUGACCACUGUCGGGAUUGAUGAUGAGGCCGUCGUCCUGCUCCCCCAUGAGAUCGAAACAAGAUGUCCUCUUUGUAGAACCUCGACAACGUCCUCGCUGGAUCCGACCAGAGAGACGGCUUUGCGGCAACGCUACCCAGUGACCUAUCGGGCUCGAGAGAUGGAAUUUGCCACCCCUGGCGCCGAAGAUUUUGCAUCCAGCGUCGAAGCUUUGACCGUGUACGUCGGAAAUGAGCAUUCUCUGGUUCGAACAGACGGCGAAUCCAACAAUCGGCACCAUUGGAAGUUCUUUGUCAGACCCUCCAGAGCAGAUCUGAUAGAAGAGGUGCACAUAUUCCUUCAUCCUACAUUCCGCAACUUCCACAUCAUAGUCCAAUACCCGCCAUACGAAGUACGCCGGCUUGGAUGGGGCUACUUCACCAUUUUUGCCAGCCUCAUCCUAAAGCCCGGCUACUCGUGGGUAAAUUCUGAGGCCGAAGAUGCCCCUGAUGGUGGCACCAAGGGCAAGUUGCCAUUAGAGUGGACGUUAGAUUUCAAUGGCCGAGGAUCUCAAGAAAGACUCCUGUUGAAAGUCAAGAAGGAGAAGGAAGGGCAGGAAGCGGACGAUGAGGCCCAACGACAAGAGAUCAGAAGAUUAUGGGCAAGGCAGCAAGAAACGGAUCCCGACUGGGUCGAGUCCGAGGAAACCGUUGGCGGAUAG